Messenger RNA from Aspergillus tanneri, 585 nucleotides. It is a transcript of the gene cox5b, whose product is annotated as cytochrome c oxidase subunit IV. Gene Ontology annotation, cellular component: mitochondrial envelope. The record is from RefSeq and is a predicted model, not a curated record. Gene Ontology annotation, biological process: mitochondrial electron transport, cytochrome c to oxygen. NCBI's taxonomy places the organism in Eukaryota, Fungi, Ascomycota, Eurotiomycetes, Eurotiales, Aspergillaceae. Bases 1 to 585 code for a protein of 194 amino acids. The transcript is spliced from 6 exons.
AUGUUCCUCCAACGCACAGCCUUCGCCCUUGCGAGGCGCACUCCCGUCCGGGCCUUCGCUGCUCGCCCGUUCUCCUCCUCCGUCAUUCGCAGCAACAAGUCGAAAUACAGUGUUGAGAAGGAGGGCAAGAUCCUUCCUUUUGAAGACAUUAAGACCGAAGAUGACCUCCUCGCACCCGGUGCUAAGCCCGGUUCCAUUCCCACCGACAUUGAGCAAGCUACCGGUCUCGAACGUCUGGAACUUAUCGGAAAGAUGCAGGGAAUCGAUAUCUUCGACAUGAGGCCCCUGGAUGCCUCCCGCAAGGGAACCCUUGACAACCCUAUUAUUGUCAACGGUGCCGGUGAUGAGCAGUACGCUGGUUGCACUGGCUUCCCUGCUGACUCCCACCAAGUUAAUUGGCUGACGGUGUCUCGUGACCGCCCUAUCGAGCGCUGCGGUGAGUGCGGUAACGUCGUCAAGCUGAACUACAUUGGCCCUGAGGAGGAUCCCCAUGCUCACGAUCACGGCCACGGCCACGGCCACCCCGCACCUGAGGAGCCCAAGACCUUCGCGGACUACGUCAAGCCUGAUUACUGGUACCGGUAA